CGCCCCUCCAGUAAUUAAUCUAAGACAUGACCUGUGCAAAUAAAUUCUAAUUCUUAAUUAAAUCUCUCGCUGUUAUACUAGAUACUUCAUUUAGAUGUCUUUGUAUAUGAUCUGCAGCUGGAGUAAUUAUUAGUUUGAUCAGAACAAAGGAGGCGUUGGAGGGGAGUCUGCACCAGCGAUUGUUUCACGGCCACCGGGAAAAUGUUGAGAGAUGCAAUGGCCUUGUGAGGAUUUGCGGUCUCGUUUGCAGCAUGCAUGCAGGAAGAAUAAAUGUAGGGAAUAUUAGAGUGCUUGAACCACAGAAACACAAUUCUAAGAAUUAAGCAUCGUUGAAAUUCAAGCACAAGGAUUACAAACAUGCAAGACACUGUAAUUCUUAGUUUGGCAGUUUCCUUUCUCCAACUCUAUCGGCAGAGAAUUUAGCAAUUGCUGUAUGCUCACGGUACACAACCUGUUAAAUGGCCAGGGGGAAAAUUCAUGGUAAAUCUGGCAAGGGUAGUAACCAGAUCAUGGAAAAUUCAAAGAUGCAGGAAAGCCCUAGAACCUUUUUGAAGCGCAGGCUUGAUGAGGAGAAUGAAAAAAAUGAUCCUUCAACUCCAUUCAAUAAAAGGCGAAGUCUGGACAGCAAUCCAGCAAAUUGCAAUUCAGAAGUCUGUAUCUAUUCAAUCGAUAAGGUUUGUAGCCCUCGGAAGGGAGAGUUUAAGCGCCGCCUCUUUGGAAGUGAAAAAAAUGGAGACAAUUGGAAAACUCGAUAUUUGAGGAGUAUGGGAAAGCUUACGAACUAUGUGGAAUUGCCAAUCGGAGGAAGAGGUGGUCAGAAGCAUGGUAAACGGUGCCUUCCAGAUUCACCACAUGAUUCCUGCAUCCGAAUGCAUUCAGGUCAGCCUGAAAUGAAUUUGCCCAAGGUUGGAUUGUUAGCCCCAGAUGAGAUGAUGGAGCCUAUUGCCGAUAAUGACGUGACUCUCUAUACUACCUCUUCUACCAUUGAACGCAGUUCUAGUGAUCAUGCAUAUUCAUCUACACCACAGAAAGCAUUGACGCCUAUGACUACCAAACAAAACAGAGUUCCUUUUUCCAGAAGCUUUCCUGAAAAUGGUGAUAAUGAUAUUUCAAUAACAAAAGUGUUUGGUGAUGACUCAGUACGUGCUGUAAACCCAUCAUCUCAUACAGGGCUUUAUACUGUAUCACCUUGUCAGAGUGAUAUGACUUUUGUGGAAGCUGAUUCUAUUGCAAGCAGGCUUCGAAAUUCAAGAUAUAAAGUUGAAAAACACCGUGAAUCAGUUAAUGUGAACUCACCGAACCUUGCCCAAAAUCAAUCAGGAGAUAGUGUAGAGAAGUUGAUGUCUCAGGCAUCUGAAAAAAAAGUUCAGGAAAGAGAUCCUGCAAGAUUGACAAAAUAUCAAGAUAUUAUGGAAUAUGAGGAAUCAGAUUACAAGCAAAUUUUCCUUUCAAAUGGUUGUGAAUCUUCUGAUAGGCCAUUGUCUACCAGGAUGGGCAAGGCUUUCUCCUGUGAAAAUGGUACAACAGCUGAAUAUUCUGAGUACAAGAAGGAAGAAAAUAAGGAAUCUGAAGGAGAGAACACAGAGAAGAAUACCUUGGGGGCUAUGGAGCAAUGUGAAAGAAAUGAAGACCAUGAGUCCAAAUGUAAUCAAGAAAGCUCAGUAUUACAUGAAACUCAGCUGAAGCUACAAUCUGCAGUACCAAAUGAUGAUACAUUAUCUCCAAGUAAUAGAAUGCUACGUUCCAAGAUCAGCAAGUUGGGUGGGUCUCCAGCAAAUGUUGCAACCCAGUUGGAAAGUAUGCAAAGAGAUGUUUCUGUAUCCAAAAAUCAGCCACUAUGGAAUUCCACUAAAAUCAAGCUUAAGAUUAAAAUGCCGGAAAAGACAGUGUUUGAUUCUGUCCCAUCAACUGUUAAAUUGCUGCUUUCAACAGGUUUACUUGAAGGCCACGUUGUUCGAUAUGUAGGUCGGGGAGAUCAGGAAUUGCUCAGUGGCGUGUUAAAAGGCACGGGAGUAUUGUGCAAGUGCAAGGUGUGCAAAGGAAAAAAGGUUGUCAGUAUUUGCCAGUUUGAAGUUCAUGCUGGCAGUACGGCAAGGCAUGCUAGUGAUUUUAUAAUUCUUGAGAAUGGAAGGUCUUUGCGUGAUGUCUUUGAAGAAGCCAAGGGUGUUGCACCUGAGAACUUUCCUGAAGUUAUUCGUAAAGCUAUAGACUGCUCAUCAAAUAGAGGAUUCCAUGCUUGUCGAAAAUGUAGAGCACCUAUUGAUGAAUCAAAUAAAGGGAAAACCAAUUCGAUCUGUCGAAUCUGUGAUGAGGCUCAAGAGAAUCAGCUGAAGCUUCAAAAGGCACUAACUGUUCGUGUGAGGUCUAAUCCUAGAAUUUUGGAUCGGAAAGUGAAAGACAAACCAAACACCAGGAUGCUCAUCAAGCGCUCUCCUAGUGUUUCAGAUGUCAAAGUGCGGGAAAAAACCAGUGUUAAGGCUAGGAUGCUACAGAAAGAUAUGACUUUGCAUAAGAUAAUUUUCAAACCAAAUGGUUUGGCAGAUGGAACUAAGCUGGCUUAUUAUGUAAAAGGACAGCACAUAUUAGAUGGGUAUAAACAAGGACCUGGUAUAUGCUGCAGUUGCUGCAAUACUGUGAUUAGCUCUUCUCAGUUUGAAGCGCAUGCUGGAUUUGCUUCAAGGCGGAAUCCGUACAAUUGUAUCUAUCUUUCGGAUGGGCGUUCUCUGCAUGAAGUGGCAGUUUCUCUGACAAGCCAAAGAUGUGUUGAUGAUAAUGAAGACAAUUGUACAGAAUGUGGAGAUGGAGGGGACCUGGUCUGUUGUGAUGGCUGUCCAAGGGCCUUUCACACAGAUUGUGCACGACUACCUGGCAUUCCAGAUGGAAAUAUUUGGUAUUGCUUUUAUUGUCGAUAUCAGUCUGGAACCAUAAGAAAGUCAUCUCUGGAAAAGCCUUCCAAUCGCUGUACACGUGUUGUCAAGGCACCAGAGAAAACAAUUGGUGGUUGCGUACUAUGCAGAAUUGAAGAUUUUAAUAAAUCUGGAUUUGGGGAUCGGACAGUUAUGCUUUGUGACCAGUGUGAGAAGGAGUUUCAUGUUGGCUGUUUAAGAGACCAUGGAAUGGCUGAUUUAAAAGAAUUACCAGAGGGAGAGUGGUUCUGUACCAGUGAUUGUAAAUCGAUACACAGUGCACUAAAAAAAUUGGUUCAACAUGGACCCAAAACUAUACCUAAAGAGCUGAUUAAGAAGCAGAUCAAUAACGAUGAAGAACAGUUGGGAACUAAUAUAAGCUGGCAGCUUCUUUACGGCAAAACAGGCGACAAUGACAAGAGUGCAUUGCUUUCAGAAGCUGCCGCUAUCUUUAGUGAAUGCUUUGAUCCUAUAAUAGAUCGAGUGACAGGUCGAGACUUAAUCCCUUCAAUGGUCUACAGUCAAAGUAUAAGGGAUCAAGAAUUUGGAGGGAUGUAUUGUGCAGUUUUGACUGUAGAUUCAGUGGUGGUCUCAGCUGGAGUUUUUCGAGUUUUUGGACGUCAAGUUGCAGAGUUACCUCUUGUUGCCACUAGCCCUAAAAGUCAAGGACUGGGCUACUUUCAAACCUUAUUUUCAUGCAUUGAGAGGCUGCUUGGCUUCUUGAAUGUUGAGAACCUUGUCUUACCUGCAGCUGAAGAAGCAGAGUCUCUCUGGAUAAAUAAAUUUGGCUUCACAAAUAUGUCUGAAGAGCAGUUCCAAAUGUAUAGAAAGGACCUACAGAUCAUGUCUUUCCAAGGAAAUUCCAUGUUAGAGAAGCCACUUUCAAGCUUAAGCAGUGCUCAUGCCUGUACAAACGAUGGUCUCUAGAGAGGUCCAUCGAGCUGAAUAACAUUCUCAAUGAUAUGCAUAAUCAUCUUAUUGGUGCGGUUUACCAUUGGAUACUUUGGAUAACCAUAUGGAGUGCUGUUUUGUCCUAGAUACCAAUUUCCUGAAAAACAUGAUUUGUAUGGGGAACACCUUCGAUUUGUGCAGGGAAUUAUCUUAGUAAAGAGCAUCAAAUGGAAGAAUGGUGUCUAGUUGUGCGUGCGUGAGAAGCAGUCCACUCUUUCUGCGUUUUUGAGAACUCAAUUUUUGGAAGGAAUUUUUUUGAUUGAUGCCCUAUAGUUAGCAUUCAACCCAUGAUCUGACAAAAGAGAUUGUGUGGUAUGAUCUAAGGUAUCUGCAGGAACUGCCAGUGGACAACCUAGCCCGGGAACUAUGCUGUUUAUCUGAUGAAAUACAGAAGCUGCACAGAAAUAUUUAGGCAUUAUAUAUAUUCCCUGUAUAGGUAGUAUUCUAUGUUGGCUAUGUCAGCGUGGUUUACUCCUAAUUUGGAGAGAUUAGAAGUUUGAGUUGUUGGUAUUGUUUUGGGAAGGAAAUAUUGUUGAAGUGCCAGUCUGGCUCUCAAUCAUCCUGUAUGAGGAUUUUUUGGAACCUAGAUAUUGAUGAUAUGUGACAUAGCCCUUGGAGUAACACAAUUCAAAAGCUUUGGAGCUCUGGAUGCAUAGAUAUUGGUCAUCUUGCUUGUCAUUGCUUAUUGUGAAUCUGAGAAGUCAUUUUUGAAAGAGCUGCUUGUAAAUAUUUUAUGCUGCAAUUAUUCUAUUCAUGAUUGAACAUAUGCCUAAGGACUGUUCAAGGAUGAUAUGUGUUCUUUUUUGGAGUUUAUCAAAAAUCAAGAAAUAAAUUCAUCGACUGAUAUCAUUAA
Messenger RNA from Cryptomeria japonica (Japanese cedar), 4710 nucleotides. RefSeq lists its product as uncharacterized. NCBI's taxonomy places the organism in Eukaryota, Viridiplantae, Streptophyta, Pinopsida, Cupressales, Cupressaceae. The transcript is spliced from 22 exons. The coding region runs from base 459 to 3833 and encodes 1124 amino acids. The record is from RefSeq and is a predicted model, not a curated record.